AAGGAGCCCCGCCCCGGAAGCGGCGCCACGCCCUUCCGCCGCCGCGGAGGGGAGCCAGCUGCGGGCCGCCGUGACGGGAGGAGCGGAGCGCGGAGCAGCGCGGCGGGUUCUCUCCCGCCGCCCGGGGCAAGCGGAGGAAAAUGAGCCUGAAGUCUGAACGCAGAGGAAUUCACGUUGAUCAGUCAGAGCUCCUGUGCAAGAAGGGAUGUGGUUACUAUGGCAAUCCAGCUUGGCAGGGAUUUUGCUCCAAGUGCUGGAGAGAGGAAUACCAUAAGGCCAGGCAGAAACAGAUUCAAGAGGAUUGGGAGCUGGCAGAGCGGCUUCAGCGUGAGGAGGAGGAAGCAUAUGCCAGCAGCCAGAGUACCCAAGGAGCACAGUCACUGACCUUUUCAAAGUUUGAGGAGAAGAAAACCAACGAGAAAACACGGAAGGUCACUACUGUGAAAAAGUUCUUCACUGCUUCUUCUAGAGCGGGAACUAAGAAGGUGGCUCAAGAGAAAAUCGUUAAGCAAGGACAGCUUGGGAGGGAGCGAAAUGCUGAUAACAUUCUCAGGGAUUUGAAGGAAAUUUUUACUCCCUCCUGGGAACUGGCUUCCCCUACUGAAGCAGAGAUCCAAGAAGCCAAGGCUCCCAGUCCUUCCAUAAACAGGCAGGCUAGCAUCGAGACAGAUCGAGUGUCCAAGGAAUUCGUAGAGUUUCUCAAGACCUAUCAUAAGCCUGGACAAGAUAUCUAUAAGCAAUGUAAACUCUUUUUGGACACAAUGAAUCAUAAAAGGGACUUGACUAUUGAGGAGCAAUCUGAAUGUGCCCAGGACUUCUAUCAAAAUGUAGCAGAAAAAUUACAGACACGUUGGAAAGUGCCUCCUGAAAAAGUUGAAAAGGCAAUGGAUCAGAUUGAAAAAUACAUUAUGACUCGACAGUAUAAAUAUGUGUUUUGCCCUGAAACAACUGAUGAUGAGAAGAAAGAUCUUGCUGUCCAAAAGAGGAUCAGGGCUCUGCACUGGGUAACUCCCCAGAUGCUCUGUGUUCCUGUCAAUGAGGAGAUUCCAGAAGUCUCUGACAUGGUUGUGAAAGCAAUUACAGACAUCAUCGAAAUGGAUUCCAAGCGUGUCCCUCGCGAUAAAUUAGCUUGCAUCACCAAGUGCAGCAAGCACAUAUUUAAUGCUAUUAAGGUCACCAAAAACGAACCAGCUUCUGCUGAUGACUUCCUUCCAACACUUAUAUACAUUGUUCUGAAGGGGAACCCACCCCGUCUGCAGUCUAACAUCCAGUACAUAACACGCUUCUGUAACCCAAGCAGGUUAAUGACAGGAGAAGAUGGCUACUAUUUUACCAAUCUGUGCUGCGCUGUGGCCUUCAUUGAAAAACUGGAUGCUCAGUCUUUAAAUCUAAGCCAAGAAGAUUUUGAUCGUUUUAUGACUGGUCAAACAUCCCCAAAGAAGCAAGAACCUGAGAGUUUUUCACCUGAUGUGUGCUUGGGUGUUAAGCAAAUGUAUAAAAACUUAGACCUCCUAUCUCAGUUGAAUGAGAGACAGGAAAGAAUUGUCAGUGAAGCCAAGAAGCUUGAGAAAGACCUAAUAGAUUGGACUGAUGGAAUUACAAAGGAAGUCAAAGAUAUUGUUGAGAAAUAUCCAUUAGAAAUCAAACCAAAAAAUCAAGCCUUAGCAGCUAUUGACUCUGAAAAUGUGGAGAAUGACAAGCUGCCCCCACCACUGCAGCCUCAGGUGUAUGCAGGGUAAUUGUCAGUGUUCACUUUGAAAAGUAUCAUUGUCCUCACCUAGGACUAUUUGCUACUUGGGGAGGGAAGGCAAUUUAAGGCUACAAUUCAGAUAAGCUUAAAUCGGUAAAUUUUUAAAGGUUGUUUUGUUUUGUUAAGUGUAUUUAUUUUAGCCAAGUAGAUUUCUAUUAGGCUUUGCUGGGUUUUUGAACUGAAUUUAGAUUUUUCUACACAAACUGGUGUAAUUUUUAAUCAACACUAGUUCAUUGACAUCUUUUCCUGAAGGCUACCUUCUAGGCAUGCACUUAACUCCUUUUUAAUAAUUCCACCUGAGUUGGAGUUGCAGCAGAAGCUGGAAAGAUAAGAUGUUAGCUUCCACUGAUUCUGUAGCUGUAAAGAUGAAAUUAUAUAUUGUAAAAUAUGUAAAGUUGUAAAUAGAAUUUCAACUCUAACGUCUCAGCUGUGCAUGACACCUUGUGUGGAGGUGAAAAUGAUAUCCAAGUGUUCAUUUCAGCACCUUUCAGUUGAAUCACCUUGCAGUAUAAAGGCAGGCACACUCUUCGUGUUUCCAUGAGCUAAAUGGUGUAACGAUGAGUUGCAGGCAGAGGAUAUUGUGAUGAGUGGAAGGGUUGACACUCAGACUGGGAAAGUCUAUUUGAAACAUUUCUUCAUGUAAACAUUCUGUCUGCUUUGUUCAGUUCACCUGAUCACCUUCAGGGGUGCAUAGAAGUGCUGAUGUUGCUCCAUUUGAGGGGAAUGUUGAGCCUGGUUUCAGAAAUAGGAGAGAAUAUUAGUAUGAAAAAAAUGCAUAAUGUAGAAUUAAAAAGGGGGAGGGGAGGAGAUAUUUUUAAGAGUUGCACCAAAAGUGGCUUUCUGUUCUGGUAUUGCCCAGUAAUUUCCAUCCACGGGCUAGGUCUUGAUUGCUUCUUUGACAAUCCUGGUAGAUAAAUAAGUUCAUAUAAUGAGAGGCUGCUUUUUAGAAGGAAGGAUGAGCUGUUGCUCUGAGCAUAAAAUGCACUUUAUUUUCAUGAAACAGCGUUCUUCUGGUCUUUAGGGACUCUCUUUAGCAAAAGGACUUCCCUUGCUGAAGCACUGCACGUCAAGGUAACUGUGGUUUGAUGUCACAGUGUGUUUCAAGCCAAGAGUAAUAGUUGACUCUGCAAAAAGUAACCUCUUGUGGGAGAACUUUUUUAUGCCAGUGAAACAUUUGCGCUAUCGCUUUAAGUAUCUUCCAGUGACUCCAGGCUGCCAUCCCUUGUUUGUGUACCUGAGAUAUCAAACAUAAUGCUACUUAGCUUCAGCUGCUUCUAAGCAAUGUGAAAUUCUCACCAUCGAGGAGGGGAAGGAACUACCUCUUCAUUUUGUUCCACUGCUUUCAAAAAAAACCACUGCGAUUUGAAAUUUGCACUGCAAUAAUUUCAGACCACAACUGUGAUUUGUGUGUUUCCCCCCCCCCCCCCUUUUUUUUAUCCUGUCCAGUGGGUUGAACCUUAUGAACUAUGCACUCCUAGUGUUGCAGAGAACCACUUACCCCCCCAGACUCCACUAGAGAGGUGAAGCUAAAUAGGUUAUUAUGAGGGGCAGAUUGAUUAAUGAAUUAAUUUGUGUGUGGCACUGUGCCCAAAUUAAUUAGUAUCUGAUCUGACCAGUCGCUUGCAGUAAUAAGACUGUAAAAUAUUUACUUUCUGUCUAAACACUAGGUGCUAAUUCUGAUAUCCAGGUACACAGGUCUUCCUGGGGGUGGGGACAGGGAAAGCAAACUUUGGGCUCUUGUGUAAAUUGACAUGUUUAAAUAAAAGUGUGUACAUUA
This is a messenger RNA of Pogoniulus pusillus (Red-fronted tinkerbird), 3527 nucleotides long. It is a transcript of the gene RABGEF1, whose product is annotated as RAB guanine nucleotide exchange factor 1. Gene Ontology annotation, cellular component: endocytic vesicle; cytosol. Gene Ontology annotation, biological process: vesicle-mediated transport. The record is from RefSeq and is a predicted model, not a curated record. The transcript has 10 exons. Gene Ontology annotation, molecular function: zinc ion binding; guanyl-nucleotide exchange factor activity; small GTPase binding. Lineage: Eukaryota; Metazoa; Chordata; Aves; Piciformes; Lybiidae. The coding region runs from base 141 to 1739 and encodes 532 amino acids.